Messenger RNA from Kuraishia capsulata CBS 1993, 336 nucleotides. RefSeq lists its product as uncharacterized. Bases 1 to 336 code for a protein of 111 amino acids. Lineage: Eukaryota; Fungi; Ascomycota; Pichiomycetes; Pichiales; Pichiaceae. The transcript has a single exon. The record is from RefSeq and is a predicted model, not a curated record.
AUGUGCUCGGAAUCGACACGGCCUUCAGAUUUCCCCGGGACAGUCACCCCGAGUAAAGGACUAACGGCUCUCGUGCAAUGUGCUGUCAACACUUCCGUCUGCCCUUUUCCCCGGAUCCCCAGCAGCUGCCCCACACCCGGAGGUCGUGCCGAACUCUGUCAUGUGAUGUCAAGUGGUGGUAGUGCACUACACACCUUGCGCGGCCAAGACUCCAAGACUCUAGAAGACUCAUGUUUGCGUGUGUUAACCAACUGGCUAUCGGCUAUCGGCUAUGCGGCAUGUCGUGUCAAAGCCCGAUGGCUAGGGAGAAGACCCUGGGCGAAGAGACCAAUGUGA